UGCGCAGAUCGAUUGCGUGUCGGUUGGCACUGCAAUAGUUUACGGUGGCUUCAUUGUAAUACAAAUAAUAUCGACAGGCAAGAAACUAGUGCUCAAGAAAAUAAAACGCUAAUUAUUUACAACUCUACCUGACAUAACAUAACAAUUUAUGAAGCAGAUCUACAUUAAGCAUAGUCAAUUUUACGAGUGAAUCUUCCAGACAAAACAGGUCAAUGAAUAUAAGUUAAGAAAAACGAAAUUCGUAAUUAACAACAAGUCGGUUACUAAAAAUAAGUCAUGAACCACCAAAUUGUUCACUAUUACAAAAAUUAUAAUAAUUGAAACAUGGAAUCUAAGGAAGACAGCAAUCACUUCAAACUUGGACAUGCCCCAAUGGCUUCAUUUGAAGAUUUUACUGACGAUGCAGAUAAUGAAGAACACCUCGGUCGAUUGUCUGGAACAAGUCGAUCUGGAACUUCUAAUCCGAAAAGCUCUCUUCAAACUUCAAGCACACCCAGAAUUGAUAUAAGUCGAGCAAGUAGCUCAUCCCAUCACGAAGAUAGCUGUAACUCUAGGGAAUCUUCACCAGAACGAGAACUUCUUGCAGGAGGUGAACCACCUGAUGGAUGUAACAUAAGAUUAAAUUACAAGGAAGAUGAUCAAGACUUAAGAUCCUCUACAGAAGAAUUGGAUCUGCCAGAUCCAAUUCAUGAACAAGACUUUAAGAGAGAAGCUAAACGAACUACGAAAAGAUUGAAGGAAGAUAAACUCCGUUCUGAAUGCUGCAUUUCAAUGAAAUCCCAGGAAAGAGAACGUAAAGAUAGCAAUUGUUCAGAAAUAAUAUUACUGAAUAUAAGUGGAAGAACUUCGCGGCUGUCAUCAGUUGGAAGUCAAGGGUCCGGGCAUUCUGGAAAAAUGUCAGUGGCAUCAAACGUGUCUUCGAGGUCACCAAGUCCACAUAAAUGUCUUUUGGAAACAUCUUUUUGCGGUCACAGUCCAACUCAGUUUAAUAAUUUAGAACCAACAAAAAUUGAAAUAGAAGAUAUAGAGAAAAUUCUUUUAGAAAGAGAAGCUGAUACUACUAAAGCUUUAAUUCCAAAUGACAUAAAAGUACAAACUAUGGGUGGCAAAUUUAAACCAGAUCCUCUUGACAAGCCUAGGAGACGUGGGCGUGAGGAACGAAAAGAAUUUUUCAGAAGAGAAGUGGAAAUUACAAAGAAAGUACUUGAAGAAGCUAAUAUAGAGGUGCGUGUUGUUCGAAGAGAAGUGCAAGAAGAUAUUCAAAAAGAAAACAAUGAAAAUGAAUUAUUAAAAGCAACUGGAGAUUCAUAUAGUUCAAUGCAUAAUCUUCAUACACUAAGAAGAGGUACCAGUGGUUCCAUAAGAGAUUCCGAUGGAGACUCAAAAGAUUCUAAGAAAAACAGUUUUGUUUCCUUAUUCAAGGUAAAACAUGGUAAUGAAUUCACUGAGCCUCAAACGCCUUGCGUUUGUUCUAAAACUCGACGGAAUUCAUCAGUCAAAAGAAAGGGGUCAUUUGAUAAUCUAAAAAAGUUUCAUAAAUGUCGAGAAAAAUUAUGUGCUGAUCAAAACCGACCAGUUAGUAUUGAGGCAAGAAGUAAAAGUCUGUUUUCUUCCACAUUAAGUAUUUUUCGAAAGAAAGAAAGAAAGAAAAAUUCUGAAGCCACUUCAGAGAGUGAAGAUAAUAAUGAAAAAGUUAAGUAUUCUACUCCAAAGUGUUUAAAUGAUAAAGAAUUGUCUUUUAAGUCAAUUCAAAAUUAUACAGAAAAUCAACAUACAAUGCAGUACUCUUCUGCUAACUAUAAUGAAAGUGAAAAAGUUUUACCUUCCGAAAGCAUAUCAAUGCCUGUAGAAAGUCCAACACAGCUUUUAGACGAAUAUGACUUACAGCAUAGAUUAGAUAAAAAUGACAAUACCACUGACAAUGCUAAAUUUAGUAUUGAAGUUGAUACUCACUGCCCGAUUAAAAAAUCUUCUCAAUGCAUAGAACAAGUAGCGUCAAAUUAUUUGGAAAAUUCAACGACCACCAAAGACAUUGAAUACAAUGAAUACAUAAAACCUGAUUGUGAUGACCGAAAAUCUGCUCCUAAUGUUAGUUCCACGAAAAGAGGAAAUUUAAGAGUAAAGAGAAGAUGUAAGGAACCUCAAGAAAGAAUAGAUGUGUCGUCAGAGGAAAGUAUUGAAUCUGUUUACGUUAGUUGUCAAAAAAUACAAAGAAGGAAGCAAAUUAUUCAUGAGCAAGAUCAAAUGUCUUUACAGUUUCAAAAUCAAAGUCAAAAAGAAAGUAAUGAAUUAGAAUUAGAGCAUAAUAGUUCCGAAUCUGAAAAAGAUUCCGAAAUUGAGUUUCUAAAACAAAAAACAGAAAGAGGUUUCGAAGGAGCUUCUGAUGAAGGGAAAAGUUUAUUUUAUGAAGAAAGCUUUGAAGAAGAUUACUGUAUCUUACCUGCAACUCUAAUUAAAGAGAAAGACAGUUCUGUCAAUACGUUACCUUCUAGAGGAAGACAACUUGAGUUGAGAACGGUACCCAUUGAGAGACCUCGAUCGGCGACACCGAUUAAUCCAACUCUACUUGACAAUUUUGUUAUGCAUACAUCUUUGGACGAACCAUGUGCCGAAAAGAUGAAAAUAUUUUUACCAAGAGGAGAAAGUUGUAAGACAAAGAGCCAUCGAAAAAUGUCGGCCAACACUUUCACAGAAUUUGCGGGUAAAGUUCAAGAUAAAGUUCAAAAAAACAUAAGCAAUACACCAAAGUCUCCAUCGAUACCAUUAAAGUUACUAAAUGUCCAACCUAGUAAUUGGAUUAAUUUUGAUGAGAUUCCGGAAAAACGAAGAAUUCCAAAACGAAUUCAAACAAUUCCACAAUCAGAAGAAGAGGAUAAAGUAAAAACUUUUAAUUACGUGCAACCUGAAGAGUGCAGAUGUAAUUGCCAUGAAAUGCAAGCAGAAGCUUUGAUGGAAAGAAACGGAGAAGUAUCGUUACUUGGUCAGUCUUGCACAAAUUCCGGUGGACGUUCAUGUAGUGGUGAUAACUGUAUCGUAACUAGAAACUGGAGUGAUCGCACAAGCAUAUUCAGUGACAGCUCCUUAGAAUGCGGCAGUAGCUUUGAAGAUUCACCAUUACUAGUGACUCCAAAACAAUCUAAACCUUUCAGUAUGGAUCUAGAUGUGAAAUCUAAUAGAUCAAGUACUAUAUCACAAGAGGAAUCAGGUGGUACUUAAAAAAAGUUGUUCAUCUCUUAAUUUAUGAUGAAAGUUUAACAUUGAUCGAAUUUUACAAGUCAUAGAGUUAUUAAACUUUAUGCUUCAGAAGACAAGCCUUGAAAUUUUAUGAAGUGAUGAAGAUUUUUAAACUUCUUAUAAAUGAUUUAGUACCUGAUGAAAUAAGUACUGUAUAUUUAUAUUAGGAUUGCAAUCGCUUGAUUUUCAAAGAAAGCAGAAAUUUAAUUCGCAAUAUCCCAUUGUAUACUUUUAGUUUACAUUGCUCUUAUUAUAGCAAAAUCUUAAAAAUAAAAAUUAAUUAGAAACU
Leptopilina heterotoma is the source of this 3523-nucleotide messenger RNA. RefSeq lists its product as uncharacterized. The transcript has 10 exons. Lineage: Eukaryota; Metazoa; Arthropoda; Insecta; Hymenoptera; Figitidae. The record is from RefSeq and is a predicted model, not a curated record. Bases 325 to 3216 code for a protein of 963 amino acids.